AAACAAAUUAGAAAAAUGGAAAAUCACUUGCCGUUUCUCUGAGUGAGUGUCUGUAACUGUAAGUAACUAGUGUGGGCAGCACUUAAAAUCAGUUUAAUGAGCUGCAGUAUUGGUACCCGGGUCAGUCUUUUUUUUUUAGCAAGAACGCUCAUGGUUUUUUAAGGUAAAAAAGAUAAACUUUUCAAUGUUUCAGAGCAUUUCUCUAUGAGUUUCAGCAGCUAUGGCAGUAUGAAUUAGUUUUUGAGUCUGGGUUCUGGUGGGUUUUGAUUUUAAGCCGAAUUUGAUUGGAUUAAAGUGAGAUUUUACAAGAUGUUCUUAAGUUUGUUGAAUUGAAAUUGUUGUGGUUUUUGGGAUCUGAUUUUGUAAAGGGAUGACAUCUCUGAGCAAUUUAGGUAUUGGGUUAAGCUUAGUUUUCAGUUUACUCUUACUAGCACUGAUUGCAGAGUUAUACUAUUUACUCUGGUGGAAGAAGAAGAAACGAGCAAUCAUCAAUGAUAUUCAAGAUGAUUACAGCAGCAGUUCAUCAAGUGCAAGAGAGUUUUUAUAUUUGUUUUGUUGGAAAAAGCCAUCUUCUUUGAGUUCUACAGGUCUCUUUACUGAUCCUGAACAGGAAAAUAAUCAGCUUCAUUUACAUUCAAGCUCAAGCAAAUUAAGCUCAUUUGGUGAAGAUAGUAUUGAAGCUGAAUUGAUGAGAUUGCAUAACCUUUCAGGACCACCAAGAUUGCUCUUCACCAUUAAAGAAGAAACGAAAGAAGAUUUGGAGUCAGAAGAUGGAAGAUCUAGAAACAAUAACAACAAAGUAUCAAGAAGAAGUUUGGCUGAUCUUCUUCUUGUUGCAGUUGAAACACCAUUCUUGACACCAAUGGCUUCACCAAGAUUAACUCCUCCUCUUACUCCAAUUCAUUAUAACCAAAAUGCUGGGACUAAUCCUUUGUUUGAAUCAUCUGUUGAUCCCGAGAUGUGUAAGAUAAUAAGACCAUCGCCUUCGCCAACAUUUAAGUUCUUGAAAGAUGCUGAGGAUAAAUUUUCUAGGAAAAGAUUGAUUGAAGAAGCUUUGAAAAGGGUCCAAAAGAAUGCAGCAGUUUCUCCAAAUGAGGAAGAUGGUUGUUUCACUGUAACAGUGGAUAAACACAAGGAGGAAAGUGAAUUUGAUCAUUAUAACCAUCAAAAUGCACUACCACUGUCCUCAUCUCCAUCUCCAUCCACUGUCAAGAGUUGUGAACAUUGAAAAGAAACUGUAACUUGGUUUUGAUUUUUUGCAUUUUUCUUUUUUAAUCGAUGUUCCUGUGAAUUCGAUAGAAAAUUUUAGAAUUUUGGUUCUUUAUUUUUAAGUUUUGAACUAUACCAGUACUCC
Molecule: messenger RNA, 1354 nt
Organism: Papaver somniferum (opium poppy)
Lineage: Eukaryota; Viridiplantae; Streptophyta; Magnoliopsida; Ranunculales; Papaveraceae
Exons: 1
Coding region: 371-1228 (285 amino acids)
Source: RefSeq, a predicted model, not a curated record